AUGCGAAACCUCAGAUCUAAGGCAAACCGCAAGUGCUCAAUUUCUAACACUCAACCACGACAGGUUAGUGAAGUUGAAUGAUUCGGUUUUUAUGCACCUCUCCCCUUUUUAAGUGAUGUUUUUUUUUCGCAUUAUUUAAUUCAUGUGCUGAUGCAAGCAGCCUACGAUGUAUAACAGACAACAGAAAAUGGAUUAGUUUUAUUUCUCCUGAAUGCUUUUUCAAUAAGAGCUUUUAACUCUCGGCAGAUCGAGGUUUUAUGGAUGGGAUUUCGCAUGAGACUUUCGGUUAAUCCUUGAAAACUCAAAUUAAUCAGUUAUUUAUAGAUAUUUUGGCAGAUUUUGAAUAAUUUAUCUUGACGCAACUGUGAAAAACUCGGCGCCUCGGUGGGAUUCGAACCCACGCAAUAAAAGAAAGGCUUUAAUACAGCCAACGCUCUAACCACUUGAACUACGAGGCCCCACCGGACGACACGAGUUUAAUCACAUUUGGGUCAAGUUACCUGCCCAACCUACUGCAACGUUUGGAAUCCACCAAUUCUGAUACAGUAAGUUGACUGCCCAAGCAGGAUUUCCUAAGUAAUUCACCUAGAAUUCACCAGAUGCCUACUAGGCUCACGCCUUCCCCUUACUACGUGGGUUCGAAUCCCACCGAGGCGCUGAGUUUUUCACAGUUGGGUCAAUAUAAAUUAAGCAGUCAUUAUUAAAACGUGACAGUAUUUUGUCAUUUUCAUUCUGGCAGGAAGAUCAACAUCCCCACAAUAUUGCUGCCUAAAGUCCAGAGGCUGCAACCUGUAAUCAAAAACAAAUGUGCAGGAGAAAAUGUACCAGUUGGCUUGUCGAUAAAGUUCUAUAACAUCAGUGGAAGUGAUGGACUACUGCACGCAUUCAGAACCUCAGAACAACAAACAAUCCCUACGCUCGGCCAGAUAGAAUAGUUUUGUUUUUAGAAAAAUAUGACUGUACAACAUCUAACGUUUAACAUACCUGUCCUAAUUUAGAUUUCAUUGGACUUUAUAUACUUAGAUCGAUAAGCAAAUCCUUGUGGCCCACCGGCGGCCCGGAUAAUGGCGUCGUGGACGCACUCAGCAGACUAUCCCAUUAGCAAGGUGAAUUAACUCUGAUGCCAAUCUCUUGCAUCUAGGUAUUAUAUAAAAUAGAUCAAAUAUUUUAAUGUCCAAGAUAACAAAUAUCGAAGCAGAGGAUGGAAGUAGGACGAUUCGCGCAAAAUGCUAACCAUCGAGCGAUUGAUAUCUUGUAUAAUUAGCAUUAUUUUAUGGAAUUAAAAUAGCCAGGGGCAAUCUGAACAAAUACUAUUGGUAGUUCGAGAAACCACUUUCGCAAGAAGUCGUUCCACUUUAAAGUUUGGGACGUUUUUUCCCAAAUUACCUCAGAAACUUAUUAACUUCAUUUUGCUUCGAAUGUUAGUUGGAACGGCAUGCAAGGAGCGGCACCAAAAUUAAUCUGAUUUUAUUCUAAAAUCUGUCUCAAGUGAUUCACUUCUGUUGAUGUUCAGUAGUGUAUUCCAAGCUCUACCGAAAUCAUUGGGUGAUGAAAUUUUAUGUCUAUAAAAAUCGUGAAAGGAGGAGUCUCAUUGCAUAAUAAGCAUAAAUAAGUUCAUAGACUAUAAAAUAAAAUUCUUACACCAUUUUUGCAUACUUUGACGCAGAAAUACUGAAGUGGAUGUCAAAUUGCCUCUUCAGUCGUGCCGCUAUGUGAGCUUGCGUAUAAAGUGCAGUAAGCUCAAAAAACAGAUGACUGAUAUGUGCCGUUAUUGAAAUAGUUAAAAUCAGGGGAUUUUAGAAGUGAAAUGAUGUAAGACGCAGUGGAAACACAUGUUCUUUUAGAGAACAAACAAUUCGCUCAGUAAGUACUAUCGUACUUUACGCAGCCUUGGAAACAGAUUUAUUUUAUUUACUAAACAUACUUAACAAUUACAUUAACUUUAUCAAAAGAGGUUCCAUCUGUGUAAGUUACACAAACUAUACAAACGUUGCAAAUUUAUAGGUGUGCCAUUUUUCCACAUUGCUAAGUAUCGAACAGUGUUUUCUUCAGGGUAAGAUAAUUCCAUACUAACAGCACAGGUACUAGCCAAAUGUCCAUACACACGUGCUUCGCCGAUAUUCUGCCGCUGCAUGACAACUGCGAGGGACUCGGUUCGUCAGAGGGUCCGCCAGCAUUACUUGUCUGCUUCCUGGUAGAUACUCCAACACGGAAAUUAUAGCUCUUUAAUUUCCUCAAAAAUUAACUGCGAAAUUAAAGUAGAUCAGUAAAUUUAAGGUUUAAAGGCUCAGACCUAACCGGUUGUGCGUCCUGGUUGAUGGACUUCGGUCCAAAUAUUCAUACAUAAAAACUCCGAUCUGAGCCUAUAGGCUUUAAAAAUACGGAUCUACUCCAAGUCCGCGGUUAAUUUCUAGGUAAAUUAAAAAGCCACAGUGUUCCUUUGUUGUUUAAAUUCUUUUCACGAACGGUACUUUACUGAGGCAAGUCUGCAGUGAAAUACGGUUAAAUAAUGAGCAAAACUGAUGCUCACUGACUGGACUCCGUAUGAGUCCCCAAGUUGUGAACUGUUAUUAAAAUGCACUUUAAUACUGAUAACGUGAUAAAGUAAGAUCUACUUAAUGACCAUCCUAGCAUUCGGGAAGAUUAAACUAUACAGAAGUUCUGCUCAAUCCGUAGUCCUUUCCCUUUUUUCCCGAUGCCCGCACGAGUUCGGCAACGAUUCCUUGAAAUACAGAUCGUUAACUUUCCCUGUCCUAAAUAUUUUACAGUAGUACGCGUCUACCGUCGACCUUCAAAUUGCAACAUUCGAACAAAACGCAUGCGGCUAUGUCCUAUAUUCUGAGGUGACUUUUCAUGACAAGGUAAAAGGGCGUCUAAAUAUGUAUCCCGAAAACCCUUAAGGAUGAGUUUUGUCGUCAAAAAGGAGGUAGAUUUGUCCUUGUAAACAUAGGGUAGUACGUGUUUUCAGCAAUUUAAACAACUCCAUAAAAAAAAUCAAAACCACGGCAUUCUUGCGAAUGUACCUUGAAGUGAGUAGUUGGCUUUAAUCAAGUCUUUUUACACAGGUCAUAUUAAAGAGUCAGAAAACCCAUUGUAUUCCACCAAGAAAUAACAAGACGUUUUCUAGGGCAGUCGACUUUUUGUACGGCUUAUAGUUCCGGAGUGGGGUGGAAGAAUUCGGUUUUCGGUAAGCUUCACUGGCGAUAAGCAGAAUUGCUUGCAAUUACUACUUCAUACUUUCUACGACUACGAAGUUUUGGAGUUCGCAGCCGAGACAAAAAUGCAGUAAUUUUGUUCUGCGAUUAAAAUAGCUUGCUGAAAGUCUGUCCUUUAUAAAACAGUUGUUUUCUCUUAUGAUUUUCCAAAUACGGUUUCUCAGCACUUUAUUUUAAAGAAGAAAUCACAAGUGAACUUUGAGUUAUCGUUUUGAUCCAGUAAUGCCAGUGCAUAUGUUGCUGUUAAACCUUGGGCAACCAUCACUAGUAGUUCACAUAUUAAGCUUGAAGUAACGCAUGCGCCUGAGGAUAUGUGGGCAAAAAAUAUUUUAACCCCAACGACAUGCAGUAGAAGCUAGCGCGAUUCUAAACAUAUUACCUAAUAUACAAUGAAGAUGAAAGUCUCGUUUUAAUCCACUGCGUCAGAGACUGAUUCCAAUACCAACCUUUGCAACAACACAUGCCUUUUUCUUAGUUCGCCCUGGCGGUUGCCGUAUUGUUCUAACGGACACUUUACGGGGAUAGGUGACUUACUCCUACACUAAACGUAUUGUACAUACACAUAUGCAUACAAUGUUAGGGGGCGCUCACCGAUCGUUCAUACGGAACUCACUCGUUCCGUUGUGCCUUAUGGACUCUCUCUCGAGCCCAACCAGCAGCCGCACAGCGGCGCAUGAUAUAUAGGCAGAACGGAACGAGUGAGUUCCGUAUGAACGAUCGGUGAGCGCCCCCUAACAUUGUAUAUUCCCGAUCGAAAACCGACAAGGCAACGGGCUCGUGGCCCGGUGAGUAGAGGCGUUGACUUCUAAACCAACAGGUCGCGAGUUCGAGGCUCGGGUGUUCCACACUUCGGGCUUGGGUAUGGCUGGCUGACGACGGCUAAUAAGCCAGAAAUGGCCAUUCCAGUCUCCCUUGUCUUUGUCGGUAAUACUAUUCUGCACAUAUGCAUACAUAUUGCACGUACAUAUGGUAGGGGGCGCUCACUGAUCGUUCAUACGGAACUCACUCGUUCCGUUGUGCCUUAAGGGCUCUCGCUCUCGAGCCCAACCAACAGCCGCACAGCGGCGCAUGAUAUAUAGGCAGAAUGGGGACGGGAAUGGCAAUUUCUGGCUUAUUAGCCGUCGUCAGCCAGCCAUACCCAGUCCCGAAGUGUUCAACACCCGAGGCUUGAACUCGCGACCUGUUAUUUAGAAGUCAACGCCUCUAACCACUGGGCCACGAGCCCGAUGGUUAUAUAUAUUAUGGUAGAGGGGCCUUCUCCGAUCGUUCUUUAACGGAAUUCACUCCCCAAUAUUAUCGUAACAGUACAAUAAUAGAAUUCCGGAAACCUGUGAGUAUAUUAACUUCUUGUAAUGUGAGUGGAUGCAGAGGAAAGAUUUUCAUCUUUGCUGUCUUCUCUCAUUUCCAAGGUCCAGUUUGGGUUCUACGAUUGGUGUCACCUUACCAAUUCUGGAACUAUAAAACGAUCAAUAGAUGAAAAUGACAUCACAGAAGUGAUCUAUGUGCCCUUCAAUGGCAUUAAUCCGGACGAGCCUCUCGGCGAUCUGCGCUACAAGUGGUGCGCGUAUUCCGAUUCUGUAAUUCUUCGCACCUGUAAAAGACUUCGUAUCCUGCAUGAUGAAGACCUAUUCUGUCAUCCGCGCCAUAAAUUCCAUCUUAUUGAUCCGAUCAUGGGCCCGAACAUUCAAGAAAUCAUGAGUGCACCUGAAAAGACGCCACUCGUGCUAAGUAGGGCGUUUCGUAUUUUGAAAAGACAACUAAUGCGCAACAACAAUCAGACACAGUACACACCGUGGGCAGUGAAUAGCUUUGCCCCACAUCCGUCUCCGUCGAGAACUCUUCGGUUCUCAGUUGAAACCGGACAGUACCUCAACAAUUUUUCAAACGUAAGUGACUGAAUAGUGCAGAAUUACUCAAGAAUUUUCCGAACCCUUUUAUAAACUGGGUUGAUCCUAACUUUACGGAUCUGUCCCUUGAAGACAGAUUUGACUCAAAAGCCUACUAGAUGCCACCUUGAUCAUUUACAUUACAUAACUGAAUACUGAAUCAGGGGCGUCAAAACUUCUCUCGAAGUAAUAUCUUAUUGACAAAGAAUGUUGGUGAGAAUAAUAAAGAAACUAGAACGUUCGCAUAUCCUAAACCGGCCUCUUGUGUUAUGCAACUGUGUCAUGCAGUGAAGCCAUGCUUAAAUAACUAUAAUUAACCGAUAAGCUUUAUUUAAUUAGUUGCAGGAACGAAAUGAGUAAAAAGGGACUUUGAGGUGAUACGCUUAUUAAGUUAUUUGACAUCCAGAAAUUUUACUAGAAAACAGAAAAUCACGUAGAAAUUCACCCCAAAAAUUCAAGUGGUCGCUCAUUUUGACGUCCAAAUUCAAUCUUGAUAGGCAGUUGACGUAAUAACACACUUAAUUCCAGAUCAUCGGGCAAGUUAAAACCCAUCACUUACCCUCGGCUGACCCGAGGCUAAAAGGAAAAAACAAUACCAAAAGCUGCAUUUCUCUCCGGAAUACAAAUGCGGACGCUGUGAAACUGUCAACAUCCUCAGUAAACCUUAAGAGGCCCCAAAUUCAUCCAAUCCUGAGCAAACAAGUUCGGAAAAACACUCGAUUUUAUCUUGAGAUAGUUCAGUACGUUCGGAAAACUUCUUACGCGACGCAACUAAAAGGGCAAAUCCAGAAUUAGCAAGCGAUCAAGGGAUAACAUUGUACGUUAGGGGCACAGGCAAUAAGCAUUUGAUUAGUUAACCAGAUAUGCCUUCCAAAUACCUUAUAUAUUAUCCUAAUGUGAAAUUUGAUUAAGAGUCUGUUAUGUACAGAAAUAUCUGAGCAGCCAGUCAAACCACAGAAUUUUCUCAGCGCUCAUUCAGAUGAAAAAUCAGUUGGCAGAUUGAUCUGUCAGAAUAGACCUUUCUGUUUUAGUUCGACAUCUUGAAACACGAGAACAGCUUGUGUAUAUUUUAUUACCAAAGGCUUUAAUUCAUCACAUCCUUAUAAGUAGGGCAGUAGGUCAGACGCUUUUCAGUUUCAAGUGCGUCAUUACUAGAGAAUACGCACUUAUCAAACAACGUUUCGGUGUUCUUGUGACAGAUUCUACAUCUCUCCACAACAUAGAGAACAGUUAGAUGACCGAAUGCCAAGCACCAAGCGUUAACCAAAUCUGCGCAAAAGAUUAAUAUAUGAUGUCAAAAUAAGAAACAAGGGCACUUUUUAAAAGAUUUCGAUUUCUUGAGUUGGAUAAAAAUAAGACAAUACUUUUACUUGUGAAGUCUAAAGAUCGAAUGUGAGUAUUUGAAGAAAAAAUGGUAAAUGAGGAAAAGUUACCAAAUAGGGGUGGUGACAGGUUUUAUAGGAACAUCGAGGAAAAAUAUGUUUAGAGCUGUCAGUAAUAAAUAAAAACUCGGUCAUAGCGAUAAUUUUUAAAUAUCACUAAGCAUCAAAACCGAGUCCAAUUUUAGGCGUUUUUGGAGAAAAAUAAAAGUGGAAAAUAAUAACUUCCUUAACCUGUUUUACACGUCUUUCUUCUUAAACUUCGUGACAUAAAUACAUAUUUGGGUCGUUUAUUGGACGCGAAACCUCAUAACCUUUGUGCACCUAACGCAUAAUUGAUAUAAUUAAAGGCAUAUGUUCAUAAUUUCUCUGUCGUCAUAUUGAGCAUCAUUUAGAUAAUUGCCUUCUUUUUAUUCUUACAAAUCCCUCAGUGCAAAUUUCACUUAAAACCUGGCUGUUCUAAUAUUAUUUGGCAAUAGUAAAAACAUCGCAAGAAAUAGUAAGGUUAUGAGAUAUUGAAGCUUUUCAAAUUGUUUCGGUUUGCACUAUGCUCGUUUACCAAGUCAUAAAAAUCAAGUUCAUUUCUCCCUUCAUCACCCAUCAAAUCCUCUUUGACACUUGCACCAGAGAACGAUGAUGGAGCACGCUUAUCUGCGAGCUUAUCUGACCCAAAAUUCGCUGAAAGAGUUUGCAACGAGUCGCUAUUUUACGAAUCAGUUUCAAGUCAUUUAAGUAAACCCUGGAUUAUUUUAUUAGUAGUAUUGGAACUCUUUAAUUAAACAUCGUCCUAUGACAUGUAAUCUGCUUUAGAGUUGAAGGCAUGUGCCUCAGUUUCAAAUUUCGUUGGGAUCUGCAACAACUAGACAAGGGCAAGCGUUCUAUUAUGGACGGGCUGUGGCAUCGCUUUGCACUUAUUGAAAUGUUUCGACUGAUCAAACACCUGUUUUGCAAGACUUAUUCUAUGAUUAAAACUAAAUAUCGCCAAGCACAUAACUCCAUUGGGCAAAGUGAGUCAUGAAAUGUCCCAUUCAUAAGUUAAUAUCAUUCAUAAGUUAAUAUCAUGCAGUUUCCUAGGUAGUUUGUACAGCUGGUGACCAAUCUCACAAAAUGUUGGCGCGAAUCACCAGGUGUGUUUUCUACUAAACAGGAUUACUUAGGCCUAAUAUUUGUCAUCAUGCAACAAAAUCUUAAAAUAUUUACUUAACGCCAGGAUGUCGGCCUUCAACUGCACCCCUUUUCGGUCGUGGGCGAAGAUCUUACUUAUUACAGAAGGACUGCUUGGGUAGUACGAUUUGUUACGUUCAUUUUCUAUACCCUUGUAAGUUCGAGAAUGCAUAAAAAUUCGUUCUUGUGCACAUUUAGUAGCGAAAUAAGUCUUCUGCAAAUUUUAAGCUUGGGGAGAGUGUACCCGUCAGUUUUAAACAAACUUCCUUAUAUUAGAUUUCUGAAGACAACAAAAUAUCCAUGCAUGCAGCAUCAAAUAUGUCAUUCUAUAAAUUCUGUUCAUGAAGUAUACAAAAGGGUCUACAUUAAUUGCAAAAGCGCAUGAACCCUUCUUAACAGUGUAGAGAAAUGUAUGGUCUACCUUACACAGAAUGUAUGCAGCAUGCCGUUUUUAGAUCUCAAGCGGAUAUGUAUUUUCAGAGUUCAAAAAACCAUUAUUUGGAAAUUGAAAAAAGUUUCCUCAAACCGAAAGGUAGUCUUUCGGACGCACGGCCGCUAAACAGAAUGUUCUUUGCAAAUAAAUGGACACCAGAAGGAAUAGGCUUGGACACUUAUUUUGACAAGACAUAGCUGGAUUGGGAAAGGCAUCGAAGAUCAGCGGGGAAAUGUAUGUUAAUUAAGGCAGUUAUUUUAUACGAAUCAUGGCUUCCGAAGGCGGCUGGACAGAAGCUCACCCAGAAGCCGGCAUAAUGGUGUGACUGAUAAACUUUGGAAUUAUGCUACACGUUAAUAGAUAUUACGCUGUCACCUGAAUAAUCCUUUUCAGGCAUUAGCAUGACUGUGAAUGGAGCUUGACUGCUAAAGUACUCCAGUCGCUAAUCAGGGAAGGACUGGAAGAUUAGCUGUUCCUUAAUCUCGAGCACAGGUAGCGUGUUUCAUGGGGUUAUCCUACAGGAAUAACUUAGUAGACAUUACUUGCUGCACAUAAAGAAAGCCUUUCUGGCCUGUACCGAAAGUGCAUUUUGUCGUUUAAAAAUUUCGACUCAAUCGUCCUCUCUAUAAACUAUCUCUACCUACGAGAUAUAAUUAACCUCCUUCGAUGGGCACGUUUCAAAGUGUUUAUUUUUUUACAGAAAUUUAAUCAUCAGACUUUAGUCGAAAGGCGAAUUGCCUUCUUCAUAACUACUACUUUUUCUCUUGAUUUCAUUUCUUUCAGUCCAUGCGCUCUAUCUUAGAGGUGCUCAUGCAACUGAUCAAAAACGAAGGAAAGAAUAGGUUGAAUUUCGGUCUCAACCUGUGCGUGCGUAUCCAGUUUACUGGUGGUACGCGCGGGGGAAAACUUCGAGGAGUGGGGUGCCUUAACCCUCGUGAAAAUUUGACGGACCGCCUCCUGGCACAUAUUACCCUCGCCUCUUUAGUACGACCGGGGCCGAACCCUGACUGGAUUACCAUUGCUAGCAAUAUAACUCGUCAUAGUCUUGAUAACAUUCCCAGAAGUCUCGUGAGUUGGAAGACAGAAUGGCAUGAUGUAAGGGUAAGUGAACUGUCAUUCAAAACCCUAAUUGGCAUUUUGCAUUUUUGAAUGUUUAAUGAUAAGUAACACAGUCAGCACAAAAAUGGGAUUCAUAAAUCAACUGUCCCAGAUCAUACUUCUAGACACCCUUAUGCUUUAAUCCUCGCCGGCAAAACCAAUCUCAUCAUAAUUCCUCGUCACUACUACUACUACUACGACGACUACAACCCUUGUCUUUGACUUCUUAUUCUACUGCUCUUUCGUGCUCCAGAAUUCGCCGUUAACAUGAACAAAAUAAAUUUGCAGGCAAUUUGCAUUCGUAUCCAGAUGUUCUGUCCGGAAAAGGAAAAUGCGUUGAUAAUAAGAAUUUUCCCGAUGUAUCUAAUUUUUCCUGGGGGAUACAGAGAGGAAGGAUUCUAUAAGAUUUGCAAUUAGCAGCGACAUUAACUGUCACACCAAGUAAUUUACCUUCCGUCUAAUGGCAAGGAAGCAAUUAGUGGUGGAGAGUCUUAUCUACAGUCCCAGCUCUCUCUAAAAAGAUAACACCGAAAUAACAGCAUACGAAAAGGAAUCGAAUUGUGACCGAUGAGGGCUGUUUCAAGUAAAGUUGAGUGACUUCCUCUCAUUUGUCUCAAUGUUGAGAAGUUCAUUUUAAAUUAGAUAACGGAAGGCAAUUCAAGGGAAAGUGAGUGUUGUCUGCUUAGUGUGUAGCUAACGCGUCAGGACCACAUAUUUCCGAUAAUAACUAAAGGGAGUAAUAACAAAAACGACAUCAGACGAAAUAAAAUGAGAGUUUUAUAGGAAUACGUUUCCAUCUAAAAUGGGCACAUUUAAAGAGAUUCCGAAAAUAUCCGAAAAGACAUUAAUUUAAGGCGAUUUCAAAUCGCUAUCGGAUGACAAAAAUCUUGAGCACUGUCUAACCAGGCUUGUCGACUUGAUUAAGUGAAAUGGAAACUUCUAUUUAAGCUAAAUAAUUGUGUUUAUCAAACAUUUGUAAGAACUCGUGUGUAAACUACAAGAACAAUGUGACUGUAGCAUGAUCAGUGUCCGUCGUACGAUUAUUGUCUGACGCUUAUUGAUUUGGGUGGCAUAGUUAAUUAUGACAUGGUUGGAACAGGCACUAUCCAGCACAACGAUAAGCCAACUUAUUUGCUCACUAUUUAUAUCUUAAUGAAGUUACAACAACAUUCUGCUGCUACGCUUGCUGGAGCUUCCGUCAACACCGAGAACAAAAAAAUUUCGGUAAACGAUGAAGGUUUCAGAGAACAGAAACGAAGACCUCGGGACCUCGGAAAAAUAAAUAUGCUUGCUUAUAGAAACGAACAGGCGAGUUCUAGAAAGCAAUUCAGAGGAAGGAGAUGCGAUCACCGGAACAAGAAUUUUGUUGGCCUGUCGUUUCGGAUUCUCACUCGAGCCCAUCAUCAGUGACGGUUGCAGAUGAAGGUUGUGGAGGCACAAAGACUGCAUUAUUUAUAGCACGUAGCUGCCGUGGAGUCACAUGCGUACUAUAAUUAACAGCCCACGUGAUCACCGCUGAGGGUCGUAAUUAAGGCGAUGAUGACUCGUCAGUCCGCGUUAAAUACCGCAAUUUCAUCAUCCGUGUUGGAUGUUGACGUGAUGAUGAUUCGGUGAGUUGGCCCGCUGUCACCAGGAUAGUUGAGUUCCCGCGCCCUCCUCACGUGACUGAUUCCCAUGAUCAUGGAAAAUGUCAGUACUGAAUAUGGUACCAGGAGGUCAUCGUGCUAGUUGAUGGCUUGUGGGCCUGAGAACCAUGAUUCGGGCAGCUCGCGGCUCACUCAUUUGUCAGCUUUUGCAAGGAUUUCGGCCUCUUGAAAAUUGGAAAUAUGGCCGAGAUCCGUGGAAUGAGCCGUUACCUAAGAGCUGUCGUCUACCCUCCAUAUCGCUGCUACGUGCUCAGCCGUGCGCGUCCGGAGUAAUCUCCCAGUUUCUCCAAAGUAGUUGCUCAGUCCGCAACUGCACCAGAUUCGGUUAGAGAUUCCAGACGUCUACCUUGGCAGCGGGACUUUCGGCCUGAUGGUUGCUUCCAGCCUGCAUGCAACCCCAACUCCAAGUUGAGUGGGAGGACGGCUGACGGCCUCCGAGACGAUCCUCACGUACGGAAGUGCUGGUCAAAAUUUAGGGUCGGUCGAGUUUGGUUUCUGGCUUCGUCUGCGUAUGCAUUGUUUGAAAAUGCUGCGCAGGUAGACAUCGGCUUUCAGUACCCGUCGAAGAUAUUGCAAUUCAACAACCUUGUCUUCCGUUCCACUGCAGUGUGUCUCAACGCGUCGGUAAAGCGACCUCACACACUUGCUUUUGCAACCGAUCGGGUGAUUACUGUUGAAAUAUGUUUGUCUAGAUUGUCCUCAAAGGGUUUUUCGUUCACAGCGGCUACGUAGGGCCGAUAUGGAAACAGGGAUGUGCCAAGUGACUGUUAAGCUAUUAUCAGAAAACCAUAACUGAUGCGGCUCUUCGUCCUUUUGUAGCUCUUUCCUAGAAUAGUUUUAAGUGUAGCGAAUUCGGAAGCGUGACCGAUGUCUGUCAUAUGGAAAUCGGUGUGUGCUAAUUUAGUGCUACGCCCCAAGUACAGAGUAGUUAACAGUUCAUGCCAUUUUACCUUAUCUUGAGUCUGUAUGACUCAGCUGCCGAGUGUGGUUCCAGAUUGAUAAGUGGUGCCCAAACUAAAGCGAGAAUUUAUGCGCGUUGUUACUUCUACCACGUUAGUAACGUAUAACAAGACGCCUCACAGGUUUUUUAAGAAUAACUUUUGAACAACCUCUUUUUAUGACGGAUUGAAAAGGGCCAAUUGCGGGCCCAAAAUUCCGAGACACACUUUAGUAUUGGCCACAGAAGAUGCCUAAAUUCAGCGAGAGCUUAAAAGGUUCGACUGUUUUCGGAUACACAACAAACUAGAAGAAUAUUCAGGCAGGCAAUGAAUAUCUUUUCUGCCGAUUUUAUCUUCCAACAUCUUGUCGCUUGUCAAAGAGAGGCCACUCAAAUAAUAAAUAAAGGAUAGAGGAAUCUUACGGCUUCCGGAGGACAGGGGAUGACAAGAGCUCCUGAUUAACAAUCCAUAUUUACUCAAGAGAGUGAACACAGUCCGUAAUGAUCACGAAGUUAUCUCAUGUCAUAAAUUUUAGAAAAACCGAUACGACCUCUAGUCGUUAGUGCUAAUAAUCUCUUCCGUACUCCGAUGGAUUGUUACAUUUUUGACCCGGUAUUCCUGACCUACUUUCCCGUUAUUUUUGAUUUCUUUGUUUACUUUUGUCGUCACCUCUUACAAAGAAGUUAAACAAACCCGAUAGUAGCCUGUGUCGGGUUUUCUACAUAUCGUAGCACUUACAAAACUGAACAGUUUUUCUGACCAACAAUAAGCCAAAAAUUGCAUAACCAUUGUGCGUUUUAUAAACGCUACGCACUGUGUGAUCCGCCGUUUGAUUUAUAUCCAAAAAGAUAUACUACCUGCGUCUAAAUUGUUAUUACUUGCGUGGCGGUCAAGGAUGUUAGAUCAACUGUAACCGCACACAAUAAUUUCGUUCCGUCUUAUAUCCGAAGUCAGGGAGCUGUAAGAAGAGGUUUAUUCUGUACAUAUGGCAGGUUGCCGAGUUGGUUGUUUUCUUGUGACAGAGCUAGGCGUCCGUCCCCGGAGAGCGUCAGCCGUAGUGUGUUGUUUACGUGAGAGUGAAUGUCUGUCAGCGGGAGAGGGGUGACUGGCUGAGUGUUGAUCAUGUGGUUGGACGGAUUAGGGGAGGAAUAGGGGGGUGCAUGCUCACAAGGUCUCACAGGUAUCAAGGCAGGUCGUCCGAGGCGCGCGAGCUGAAGAGAGUUUAUGAGGGCAGCCGGGAGUCACUGCAGCUGGACAGGACGUGAACCAGUUCUAGCUGGCGGGAAUGGUCGUGUGUCAACGGCCUGCCAACGGUGGCCGCGGUCAUUAACCGACAAAAUAUAACCGGAGAAGGGGACGCUGGAGCGGCUGCUAUACUUGCAUGUCAAAUCUUGCCUAACGCAAGCAAUAAGCACAUGUGAAAUCGUUCGGUAACGCAUCAACUAAGGACUGGUCACAGUCAACUUAGGCGGAUUUAGCCCAGUACUACUAGAACACACGAAAACAUAUUUCGUCUUAUUUUAAAAUGUAAUUCUGCUGGACCCAGCCCCUUUUAAAGCGGAAAAUGAAGUCAAACUCUAGCUGAGCCGGCAUGGUGUUUAACUGCACCCGGCUGCCUGUACAAAUUAAACCUUCCGUCUUUGAACUAAAUGUGUCGGAUUAGAACGUAGAGAGCGACUGUUGAUAUAGCUGCGGUAGAAGUUUCCUCUUGCUAGCUUGGAACUUGGUGGAUGAUCAUAGACGGGUAAUAAUAAGAAAAACUAUUUUGUCAUCCAAAAUUUUGGAGGAACGAAAUCCGCAGUCAGGCCGAACUAGCUAACUUAUGCUGACGACGUAUUUCAGUCAUGACAUAUUCAUUAAAUGAUUAACAUUUCUAAAAAAACAGCCCAGUAGGUUUCAAAGCGUAAACCACAAAGGGAUCUUCUAAUUAGAACAUUAUUUUGGGAAACAUUAUUUGGAUUGGUUAAUAUUAGUCUUACUUGUAACUAGAAAUUUUUCUGAUACCUAGCGCACAGCUUUCGUAAAUAAGGAAUAAUGAUUAUUAAAUUAUAAUCUCAGAAAAUAGCAGCUGUUGUUGAUUAACGCCUGAAUGCUAUAAUUUGUCCGAAAAAGAACACUUGCGUAAGAUAUUGAGUUUGAUAAAUCCUACAAGACUUGAAGUUAGUCGCUAAUCUUAUUAUGACAGCAUGUUGAACACUUGUCGUAGUACGUUACCUCUAGUAACUAGCCAAUUUUGAUUAAAAUGGGCUGGGAGAAAUUGGCAUCUCACGCAUCUAAGAAGCCUCUGCCGUGAGCAGGAGCAAAGUUUAAUGUCGUAUGGGGUCCCAUUUCCGUUUUUUAAAAUCUAAAAUAGCACAUUAUUUAACAAGAAGCAGUUGACUUUUAAUUAGGGAAAUUCAUACUUUGAAACGAAAGUCGUCUUAAUCAGAACUUCGCCCUUCAGUGACGGCGAUCGCCUGCAUAUGUGGUCAAUAAAACUAAACGUCGGCAGGCCUUCGCUGUUUUUUCACAGCUAUUGCGUGUCUGUGAGGCAUAUCGGGAUGCGAAAGUUGUCAGCGCCGCGCCCUGCUGGGCGCGCUAGCUAGCGCAAGCCAGCGGAGGGCCUGUGUGCGUGUGCGUUCAUAUGUGGCUUAGAUGGAGGGGGAGGGGGCGGGAGGCGAAUGGAGGUCCCAAGAUGGUUCACCAUGGCGGUAUGAAGCAUCGACCACUCUCCAGAGGCGUCCGCGCAGGCUGCGCUCUGGGGCCUCUACUCCACGUUCCACCCCCACUUCUGGAAAGCCGUACGUGCGCUGCGGACAGCCCUCUCACUUGCUCUCAGCACGCUGGAACUACGCCCCUUAGAGUUCACAAAGGCGUAUGCCAGCCCGACGUGAGAGCAAUGACUUAACCCGACAGUCAGCGUUUGCUGCACCGCCUUUUUGCAAGCUGUGAGCUGGGAGCGCAAUUUGCAGCGUACUGAGGACGCGCCCAGAGAGAGGGCUUUAGGCGAAGGCCAGUCCAAGCCACCGCUUGUGGAGGCAGGGCGACAUCGAGGGGGCAAGCAGAAUGGGCUGGGAGGAUGAGACGACAGCAGCAGAUGCAGCAGGAGCCAUAGCAGCCAUUUAAGCGAGAGAACGGUCGGCAUUCUGUCCCCUGCUCGUGUGCGCCUACGCCUCGAGAACGGGUAAGAGUCGGCAAACAUAAAUGUGAUCAAGCUAGGAUUCGCGAAAUGCCUGCGUGACUGCGUUCGCCUACGUGACACAUGACACAGAGCAGAGCGAGGCAUAGACUUUACGUUAAAUUGCACUAAGCGGAAAUCAGGUCCGGCAGAGCGAAAGUCACGAAGAACUCGGAAAUGGGUUCCUAGCGCAACUUCCUGCCCGAGACUUUUGCCCAACUCAGCUAACCGUAUUUAGAAAAAUAACGAGGGAGUUAGGUUUGUAAAUGUUUAUUCUAUGCGAUGGCCAAGGGAGAGAGCCCUUUGAAAAGCAGGUGAUUUGAUAGGACGGCAACGAUCGGGAGAAGGCCCUUAAACACACACACGACCAACCAAAGCGCCUGUCUUACGGGAAAUGUGGUAAUAGGGAUUUUACGGGCGAGGCCUAGGUACGCAUAGAGGAAUGGCUAAAUAAGUAUAGAUAGUUAGCAGAUUUUUUUUCGGUUAGAAAAGUUUUAAGGCAUUGACAUGUAGCAGCCAAAGUAAGCAGGACAAUUAAAAAAUAAACAGUAGGUGCCUACAACGAUCGCUUCUCAACUCUGGGCUGAGGUCAGUGUAGAUUAUGCACCAGACCGUCUACAACAGACGACCCAACCUUAUACGAUGAAACGCCAAACCGAAACAAUCGUGCCGGACCUAAAUCCACUUCGAUAAGUAGGUAGUGUUUGCAUGCCACAGAUGUUUGGGGGCCCUAACCCGAUCCUUACCGGUAGGACUUGUUAAAACAAGACAUUUUGAGUGCUAACCGAAACCAAUAAAACCGCGAAGGUUAGUAUGCAUAGCAAUGCUUUUAGAAAUGCCGGCUUUGUUUAUCACCUAGUGCUCCAUGAGCGUUUAUUUUGGUUUACACAAGGUGCAGUAACACGAAGUAAGGGAAUUUUCACCAAUCACUUAAAUAUUUGAAUACUAUGUUAAUGUGCAUGUUUAUUUUUUAAUUGCCUGCUGACCACAAACGUUGGAAGACGUCUCAACAAAACGGCCAAUACAGGGCCUUAGUAAAAGUGCUCCAGGGGGGCAUAUGUAGUCUGGAGUAUCAUUUCGUACGCGCCUAGGACGUUCCUCUUUCUGCUCUGUCUAGGUCAUUCGAGUUUAACGUUUAUUGAAAUGUAACAUUUUGCUUUUCAGAAUACAUAGGAAUUUACUGUUUGCACUCAGAUACUUUCACAUAUUUAAGUGCCUUUAGGAGAUAGUCCUUAGGUAACAAUUGACAGUCAUGAAAAUUCGACUCUAUCAUAAAGGAGGCUGUGUAGGAAAGACAGUAGCAAAUACCAGGAAAGCACAAUAUAACAAACUAUAGCAAAGACGACAGACCAAGUCUCGCAAAACGUGCUAAGUAAUAACUUGUAGAAGACAAACUAAGUAAACAGAGAGAAAAGUGCAUUCAUGCUUUAAAACCAACUGACCUUUUUUAACACAUUAUCUCGAUUUAGCGCCUAACACAAAAAGUAGGUGGAGACGGCCGGCCCCCUAAUGUCGAGAAGUAAACAGUUCAAGAUAUGAAGGGUAUCCAGCCACUAGAAGUCCGACAUUUCUAAGGUUAACUAGACUAGCAUUCCAUGCAACCGGCAGAAAGUUUUAAUAGUUUUACUAAUUGAGCGUGCAGAAGUCCAAUUUUUUUUUAUUAAAAUGAAGAUAAAAUACUAAACUAUAAGGCAAUGAACAGCAAUAAGUGCUCUUUGCUGUAAACGGAAAAUAAACACUGCGGUUAACAUAAUGCCGGCCUUCCUUUUAAUAGGAAGGAAACAGCAAAAGCGUCUUCAGUAAAAUCGAUCAUGCUUCCUACGACUAACAGUAAAAUGAAUUGCAGACAGCUAGAAAAAUGUUUAUUUAUAUCUUAAUUUUAAUGUAAGAUACUCUUUUGCCGGUGACAUGUCUUGCAUUUAUGUCUUUAACUCGGAGUAGUCGAGCAGCGUUUCCUGAUAGUUAUCAACAAAAGGACAAUUAAGGCUUGUCAAUCCGAUUUAUAUUAUUUAAAUAAUUUAACAACAAGUACGUUUAAAGAUGUAUCAUAGCUUAUUUAAAAAGACCCAGUACUGGUAUUGCUUUAUGCCAGCAUUUGUUAAAAGUCUGGGUAGAAACAAUUUAGGUACUUUUCUUUAUUUUUACAAUUUAUUUUCAUUUUCAGAAGAUUAUCUGGCAUAUAAUGGACAAAUUACCUAAGCGUUGGGGCCCCUUUAAGUACCAAAUGUUGAAGAGGGACCGGGAUGGGAUGUUUAUGAACGAGGCCUUCCAAGCGAUAUUCUUCGAACGCAUGGAGACAUACCAACGGGAGUAUCGUGAACAGCGCAAAGAACUAAUGCGCAAAAUUUGA
This is a messenger RNA of Spirometra erinaceieuropaei, 17266 nucleotides long. The record is from the annotation of a GenBank genome assembly. Lineage: Eukaryota; Metazoa; Platyhelminthes; Cestoda; Diphyllobothriidea; Diphyllobothriidae.